AGAUCUAUCGACAUACAAUCGAUUGUCGUUGCAUCUCUAACACUGACCGACGCGGACAUAGAAGAAGAAACUUAGUAAAUUAAUUAAUUAAUUAAGUCUCUAACAACUGUAGACAUCACACCUAAUAUGUAAUGCCGAAAAAGACUGAUUCCACAACGCGCGAGUGCAAGUGCAAUAACGCAACAAGGCAGCACAGCGGCCGGAAAACGUAGUAUACGCAAUAUAUGUAAAAAAAAAAAAAAGAACACACGCGACGGAAAAGUGUUCGCUGUGUGUAAAUGCAAAUGGUAUAUUUUCGUGCAGGCAGCAACAAAAGCAAAAAUAAACGCACAGCUACGGAAAAGCGAAAAACAGCGCAGCAACAACAUCAGCCAGAGCUGAAAAUGUACAUAUUUUCAAUGGAUGUGUGCGCGUAGAAGAAAAUGAGAUAAAAAAAAAAAAAAACGCCAAAUGAAAUUAGCUCACGCCUGAAUUUCGAGUUUGGUGCAAGGUGAACCAAAAGGCGAAAAGCAAUCAAAACAGUUUUCCAUUUUCCCAGUGUGCGUGCAGUUGAAAAACCACCUGCAUUGAUUUAUAGUAAAGAAAAAAACAACAACAAAAAAACAGCAACAAAAACCGUAUCCAACGGAACUUGCAGAGGAUAUAUACCCACACACACAUAUAUAUAUAUGUUGGCCUGCAUGCGUGUGUGUGUGAGUGUGGUCAUAAAGGCUGACUGAUAAAAAAAAAAGGAAAAUAAAAUAAACGGCAUUUCUUGGAGGCAGCCUGCCAUCUAGACGCGCACAACUGCUGGAGAACCGACCCUGAAUCUGGCGAGGAUUGCAGGAAAACAGGACCAGGACCAGGACCAGAGGAAUUGUAGACACAUUCGUGCCGCAGCUAGAGCCCUCCCGAUGUCCAAUAAAAUCAAUCCGAAACGCCGCGAACCGACAGCAGCAGCCGUAGCAGCAGGAGCCGGAGCCGGAGUCGGAGUUGGAGCCACUGGUGUGGCCACCAAUACGAGCAGUUCGACAGGAACAUCGAGCGCUGGUAACACAUCAUCGGCAAACACAUCCUCGUCAUCCAGCUCAUCGCUGUCGUCCGCCGGCGGCGGUGAUGCCGGCAUGUCCGCCGAUCUGACAUCACUGUUCGAGUGCCCCGUGUGCUUCGACUAUGUACUGCCCCCCAUUCUACAAUGCUCUAGCGGGCACCUGGUGUGCGUCUCCUGCCGCUCAAAGCUCACCUGCUGUCCCACCUGCCGUGGCCCGCUGGCGAAUAUCCGGAAUUUGGCAAUGGAAAAGGUAGCCUCCAAUGUUAAAUUUCCGUGCAAGCACUCCGGCUAUGGAUGCACUGCGUCACUGGUAUAUACGGAGAAAACGGAGCACGAGGAGACGUGCGAAUGCCGGCCAUAUCUCUGUCCCUGCCCAGGUGCCAGCUGCAAGUGGCAGGGACCGCUCGACCUAGUCAUGCAGCACCUAAUGAUGUCCCACAAGAGCAUCACAACGCUGCAGGGCGAGGAUAUUGUGUUCCUGGCCACUGACAUCAACCUGCCCGGCGCCGUUGACUGGGUGAUGAUGCAGUCCUGUUUCGGCCAUCAUUUUAUGCUCGUUUUGGAGAAGCAGGAGAAGUACGACGGCCACCAGCAGUUCUUUGCCAUUGUCCAGCUGAUUGGAUCGCGCAAGGAGGCGGAGAACUUUGUGUAUCGUCUGGAACUAAACGGAAACAGGCGGCGGCUAACCUGGGAGGCCAUGCCGCGUUCCAUACACGAGGGCGUGGCCUCUGCGAUCCAUAACUCGGACUGUCUGGUGUUCGACACGUCGAUUGCGCAACUUUUCGCCGAUAAUGGCAACCUGGGCAUCAACGUGACCAUCUCCCUGGUCUAAAGCGCACUGUCAAUUCGCCGAGUUCUUACUUUUUUUUGUUUACUUUUCCGAUACAUAUAUAUAUAUGCAUAUAGUUUAUAGCCUAUAGCCUAUAGCCCCCCUGUUCCCUGUUCCCUGUUCCUCCCUGUUCUUGAGGCGUUUAACUCUUGAGGAAUGAAUGUGAGAAGACAGAAAUAGUUGUGCAGAGUUGUUUUAUAAAAAUGAUUCUCCAUUCUAAUAGCCACGUACAUGCAUAUGUGUAUAUAUCUAUGGAAAUAUCAGGCCCGAUACCGAUUUUCACAUCUGAGGGGAAGUGAAAUCUUUUGGUUUUUAUGUCUUUGUGAAGAUGUUAGUUCUGUGUUCUAUGUGAGAACUACUGUAUGAUCCCAAAGGUUGUAAUAAUUAUUUGUCUUUUAAUUAAUUGAAUUAUUGGCACACUUUCCGCGAUAAUCUUCAGUUGGGAAAAUCGACAUCGGGCCUGUAUGUUUGUAUGUCUAAACGGUUCGAUUGGUACUUUAGAUCUAGGACUUGAGUUUUUCAUCCCUAUACUAUAUUUUGUGUUUAGUUUUUUUUGUUUCUGUUUGGCUCGUGGGGUUCUGCUUUAGUUCAAUUUAGUUUGUAAGCCGAUUGCGGCGGGCCACACACAUACACACACCUGGAGCAGAGCUGCCUGCCACCACCCACUACCCACUAUCCACUAUCCACUACACUACACUACAUAGAAGGAGGACACACUCGAACUCGAACACUGAAAAUCCUAGUUUAGUUAAUGUAAAUUAUUUUAUACAAUACUUGUAAAUGGUAAUAAGUAAACGAGCAGUUUAACGAAAUUAACAAAAAACACACAACAAAUAACAAAUAACAAUAGCAACAAAUGCGAAACCACAAAGAAACAUCAUAUUUGAUAGCUAUAUAAUCUGUAAUAACUCGAGAGUUGUUUGAUUGAGAGUUGCAGCAGCCAAACCAUCACAGAAAUAAUAAGAAAUCAUUUUUUUGUUCGCCAAUUAUAAAAGAAAAAGACACUCCCUCCUAAGCCCCAAUCCCCAUCUUCAAUCGUACGAAAAGCAAUGUUAAUGUUUAAAUUUCCACCUAGUUUAGACGAUAUCCCCCAGCCCCCCCAGACUUAUAUAUGUUUUGGUUUCUUUCGACUUCUAUCUGCCCGUUUCCGGCUCCCAAUCGAAAAUGGAUGAAAAAUGAUUUUAAAGCAUCUGCACCGUAAUUAGCUUUUAAUGCGCCGAUUUACCGCGCCACUACCAUACGAGAUCACUCACACACACAAACUACUGAAGUGAAAUAAACGUGAUUAGUAAAAGUAAAAAAUAAA
Messenger RNA from Drosophila ananassae, 3165 nucleotides. RefSeq names its product E3 ubiquitin-protein ligase sina (gene sina). Gene Ontology annotation, biological process: multicellular organism development; proteasome-mediated ubiquitin-dependent protein catabolic process. Gene Ontology annotation, molecular function: ubiquitin conjugating enzyme binding; ubiquitin protein ligase activity; zinc ion binding. Gene Ontology annotation, cellular component: cytoplasm. The coding region runs from base 894 to 1862 and encodes 322 amino acids. The transcript has 2 exons. The record is from RefSeq and is a predicted model, not a curated record. NCBI's taxonomy places the organism in Eukaryota, Metazoa, Arthropoda, Insecta, Diptera, Drosophilidae.